Paramecium octaurelia is the source of this 686-nucleotide messenger RNA. Lineage: Eukaryota; Ciliophora; Oligohymenophorea; Peniculida; Parameciidae. The record is from the annotation of a GenBank genome assembly.
AUGUUUGGAUUUGUAUCUCUUGUUUAUAAUGCAGCAUAAUUGAUUGGAUGGUCAGCAAUAUUGGGAUUGGUGAUAUUGGAGUUAGUGAAUGGCACUGAAAAAACAGGCUAGAUUGUUUGGUUAGUGUAAGUGAUGUAGAUAUCUCAGACCUAUGACUUAAUUUCUAAUAUUGUUGGGUAUGAUAUUGGGAUUAUGGUAGAUUGACAUCUGGUUCAUUGAUUAGCAAUGUUCUUUAAUUAGGAGGUAGACUUGUGGUGGCUUUGUUGUUUAUGUAUGAGGGAGUAUGCUUUUGCUGUUUGAUCAAUGCAGUGAUUGCCUGGUCUUUGGCUGAAAUCAUUAGAUUCUCUUAUUACUUAUUCAAGAAUAAUUCAUUGUUCAAGACUCUUAGAUACAAUGCUUUCAUGGUCUUGUAUCCAGUUGGAAUUUUGGGAGAGUUGAGAACUGUGAAUCAAUCCUUGGCUGUUUAUGGUGAUAUCUAAAUUAGGGGAUUGUAAACGAUUCUGAUUUGUAACAAUUGACAAUUAAUUAGAGUGGGAGGAUUCUUCAUGUAUGCCUAGAUGUUGAAUGCCAAGAGCAAACAUUCGAAGUAGACAGCAGUGGAUCAAAAGCAGAAUGUGAAACAGAGAUCGAAUAGUCCAGUCAAUAGACCAAAGAGAGAAUGAGUAGUAUUUAUAUAUUAAAGGGAU